Molecule: messenger RNA, 1221 nt
Organism: Trypanosoma brucei brucei TREU927
Lineage: Eukaryota; Euglenozoa; Kinetoplastea; Trypanosomatida; Trypanosomatidae
Exons: 1
Coding region: 1-1221 (406 amino acids)
Biological process (GO): RNA 3'-end processing
Molecular function (GO): nucleotidyltransferase activity
Source: RefSeq, a predicted model, not a curated record
AUGAAUGUAGCCAAACGAGAGUUUAUUAGAGGUAUGAUGGCGCACUACCGCGCAUCCCUUCCUCCUCCUGAGCACAGCGUUGUUAUACAUGAGCUACAGAAGCGUGUGCUCGACAUUGGUAUGCUUGCGGUUAAUAAAGCUCAUGUUGAGUUGUUUGGCUCCCAUGUUAGCGGCUUUUGCACACCUCACUCUGAUGCAGAUAUUUCCCUUACGUAUCGAAAUUUUUCACCAUGGCUUCAGGGGAUGGAGCGGGUGGAUGAGCAAAACAACAAACGCAUGACGCGCUUCGGUAAGGAAGCAUCAGCCAUGGGGAUGGAGGACGUGCGGUACAUACGCGCCCGUAUUCCGGUAGUGCAGUUUACUGACGGUGUGACGGGUAUUCAUUGUGAUGUCAGUAUCGGCAAUAUAGGAGGUGUGGAGAACUCGAAGAUACUGUGUGCCAUACGUCAAGUUUUCCCUGACUUUUACGGAGCGUAUAUUCACCUGGUUAAGGCGUGGGGAAAGGCGCGUGAAGUGAUUGCCCCGGAGCGGAGUACAUUUAAUAGUUUCACCGUGACCACAAUGGCCCUCAUGGUGCUGCAGGAACUCGGUUUGCUUCCUGUGUUUUCAAAGCCGACGGGUGAGUUUGGCGAGCUAACCGUUGCCGAUGCAGAGAUGCUUCUCCAAGAGUUUAAGUUGCCACCCAUAUAUGAUUCGCUACAUGAUGACGACGAGAAACUUGGAGAGGCUGUUUUCUUUUGUCUUCAGCGUUUUGCGGAAUAUUAUGCAAAAUAUGACUUUAGUGCCGGAACGGUAAGUCUCAUUCAUCCUCGUCGCCAUCGUACUGUCUAUGAACGGGUGGUACGGCGGCACUUGGAGUUACUGGGCUCGAGGAAACGAUUGGAGUGGGAGAAACAUAUCGCUGAACACAAGGAGGAUGGUCCACUCGAUGAAAAUGACUUUAGCGCAUCGAUGCAAAAUGAAACUACGCAACGCCCGAGUAACUCACCAUACGUGGUGGAGGAUUUCGUGAAUUAUGUGAACUGCGGUCGGCGUGUGCAGGCGUCGCGUGUGCGGCACAUUCAGCAGGAAUUCAAUCGAUUACGCGAGAUGUUAAUUGACAAGGAGAGCGAGCUGAAGUUUGACGAGGUUUUUAGGGAAAGCGAUACAGUCCCCCGCUUUCAAGGAUUUGAGGGAGUUGGUACGCGGGACCAUCGUGUUAAAACGUUCCGACCCCAAUGA